ACUAUAUAGGGUAUAUGCAAUUCAAUGCAAUCAUACAACAUCUCACCUAAAGAGUUUAUGGAUGGUGGUAAUUUUUGUUUUGAAAUAAACUGUGUUUUAGUGCCAUUUUUAUUUUUGCUAUAUAUGGAUAUGUUCGUAGUUAUUGAGCAUGUUUUAAGAACUUUGUUUAUUGGAUGAAGAAAACUUCUCAUUCAAUAAGGUAGACUGAGAGUUCUCCUAAAUUGCUAGUGUGCGAAUACUAUGUAUUUUCGACGAAGAAUUUUGUUGUGAGAUAGAACAAUAAUCCCUUUGUAAAAUGCUUCUUGGAUAAAUAAAUUGAAAGUUUUGAGUAAAACCAGUAUAUACACUCCAUAUGUGUAAUCAGAUCAAGCUUAGCCGAGCUCUAUUAAAACCUAAACAACUUUUAUAACAUUUUUAUCAAAUUAAUAAGUUUAUACUCUUGUCCUUUAAAAACAGCAACUUUUAAAAUGGCAUAGAUUUUCUAAUACGCCAUACAACAAAUAUAUAUUUUUAGGGGACACAUUAGAAAAAAAGAAGAAUUUUCAAGAGAAAAACGAAAUAUUGCAUGUCAAUGGAAUAUCAAAAUUGUCAAAGGCGAAGUUAUGAGUAUUUAUUGCUGGAAUAAAACAACGGAGAGUCUGAUAAUCGACAGGGAUCUUCGCUGCGUGUCGAAAUCCACGCAUACUUCCCCUUCAUUUAUGUGCAAUUGCAUCGAUCUCUGCACGCAGAAAUAUAGAACAAACUAGUUAAUAAUAAUAAUCAGGGAGACAUGUGGGAAUCGAUUUGCUUAACGAUUGCGGCUUCAGCCGGAAUCAGCAUUGGCAAAGUGCUCCAGAAAAAGGGCACCCUAAUUCUCCCGCCUCUCUCCUUCAAGCUCAAGGUGAUAAGAGCAUAUGCUUCUAACAGUCCUUGGAUAAUCGGCUUCUUGAUGGAUAUUUUUGGGGCCAUCUUGAUGUUGCUCGCACUAUCUCAGGCUCCGGUAUCGGUGAUUCAACCUGUUUCUGGCUGCGGGCUUGCCAUUCUCUCAGUAUUUUCUCAUUUUUAUCUGAAGGAGGUCAUGAAUGCAAUCGACUGGAUCGGAAUUGCUUUUGCUGGUAUUGGCACUAUAGGUGUUGGUGCUGGAGGAGAAGAGCAAAAGUCAUCAUCCAUCUCAGUUAUCUAUUUACCAUGGCUCGCAUUUGUUGUUGUGCUUGUGUUUGUUCUUCUUAAUGGAUGGCUUCGUGUUUAUAGAAGGCAGAGAAGAGAACAUGAGUUGAUGCAAUACGAAGUGGUUGAGGAAAUCAUUUACGGCUUGGAGUCCGGCAUCCUAUUUGGGAUUGCAUCUGUAAUAUCAAAAAUGGGAUUCUUGUUCUUGGAGCUAGGAUCUUCCAAGUUAUUGCUUCCCGUUUGUGUCUCGAUCAGCAUAACGUGCAGUGCCUCUGGAUUUAUUUACCAGACACGUGGUUUGAAGCACGGAAGGGCAAUCGUCGUGUCCACAUGUGCAGCUGUUGCCUCGAUCGUGACUGGUGUGCUUGCCGGCAUGUUUGCACUGGGCGAACAGCUGCCUUCGGCCCCCACAUCUCGCCUAUUGCUUCUCCUCGGAUGGCUCUUCAUCAUCCUCGGAGUGAUCCUGCUGGUAUCUUCGUCGAGGUUGAUGCAACACCUCCGGAGGCUGUGGAAACGCUUUGCACGAGGCGGGAUCGAGAGGAGUUUCAUCCAAAGGCAGUGGAGCUCGGCCCGUGCAAGGGACACAAUUUUGAAAUAGCUACAGCCUAAAAAUCAUUAUGGAGAAUGUAAUUUUAUUUUUUCAGACCACGAUUAUUAAAUAUUGCUUAUUGUUAAUUAACGAGGAAAAGGGAAAAGGGAAAAGGGAAAA
Molecule: messenger RNA, 1855 nt
Organism: Salvia splendens (bonfire salvia)
Lineage: Eukaryota; Viridiplantae; Streptophyta; Magnoliopsida; Lamiales; Lamiaceae
Product: probable magnesium transporter NIPA9
Exons: 9
Coding region: 770-1744 (324 amino acids)
Biological process (GO): magnesium ion transport
Cellular component (GO): membrane
Molecular function (GO): magnesium ion transmembrane transporter activity
Source: RefSeq, a predicted model, not a curated record